AACGCAGCCGGUCGUUGUCUGUUGGUCUCGGGAGAGGGGGGGCUGGGCGAGGGGGACCAGAAGUGGAAGAAGUUUAGCGAAGUACGUUAGGCCCUGAAGAGGUCGCUGCGGGCUCAGGAGAGAAUCAGCCCACAGGUCCUAGCAAGAGACAAGAACUGAAUGAAGGAAGAGGAGGUUCCAGGACCUAGAUAUUGUUAUUUCUGGGGUCACUUUGACUGGUGGCUGUGACGUCUAACUAGAAAUUUAGGAUAUAUCUGGAAGAGACAAAGAGAAGAGAGGAAAAUGCUUCAAGCCCAGGAAACCCUGUCAUUCAAGGAUGUGGCCGUGGACUUCACGUGGGAAGAGUGGCAGCUCCUGGCGCCUGCCCAGAAGGCCCUGUACCGGGACGUGAUGCUGGAGAACUACAGCCACCUGCUGUCCGUGGGGUGUCAAGUCCGCAGACCCGACGCGCUGGCCGAGUUGGAACGAGGGGAAGACCCGUGGGCCAGAGAAGAGGGAACCGGCAGUGGUCCGUGUCCGGAAAUUGGCAAUGUUCAUAAUCACCUGCAGGGUCACUGGGAAAAUCAAAGAAUGCUGAAGGAUAUAGAACAAUACCAGGAACAUAAUGCUUUUGGAAAUCCUGUUCCUCGAAGCAAAAGUCAUUUCCCUUUCAGGCAAAAUCAGGAUAUGUUUGUGUUUGAUAUAAAAACUUUGAAGCCAAAUUUAAGUUCAGUCAACCAGAGCAAAAGCUAUGAAAUUAAGAACUCUACCAAAUGUAAUGGAGAUGGGAAAUCAUUUCUGAAUGGUAAGCAUGAAGAAUUUCAUUGUGCAGUUAAAUUCCCUGUGAGUGCAAAAGCCGUCAGCAGUAGGCCUCAAGUCAUCAAGCACCCAGGAACUCCCAGCGCAGAGAAAGCCCACGUAUGCAGUGAAUGUGGGAAAGCCUUCGUUAAGAAGUCUCAGCUCACUGAUCAUCAGAGAGUUCAUACAGGAGAGAAACCUUAUGGAUGCAGUCUGUGUGCAAAAGUAUUCUCCAGAAAGUCCAGGCUCAAUGAACAUCAGAGAAUUCACAAGAGGGAGAAAUCCUUUAUAUGCGGUGAGUGUGGAAAAGUCUUCACCAUGAAGAGCCGUCUGAUCGAACACCAGAGAACUCACACUGGAGAGAAGCCCUUCGUAUGCAGUGAAUGUGGAAAAGGAUUCCCAGGGAAGCGUAAUCUCAUAGUACAUCAGCGAAACCACACUGGAGAGAAAUGCUACGUGUGUAGUGAAUGCGGAAAAGGCUUCACUGGGAAGAGCAUGCUUACCAUACACCAGCGAACUCACACGGGAGAGAAGCCCUUCACCUGCAGUGAGUGUGGGAAAGGCUUCACCACGAAGCACUAUGUCAUCAUACACCAGCGGAAUCACACAGGAGAGAAGCCGUACACGUGCAAUGAAUGUGGGAAAGGUUUCACCAUGAAGAGUCGUCUGACUGAACAUCAGCGAACUCACACGGGAGAGAAACCCUAUGUGUGCGGUGAGUGUGGAAAAGGCUUUCCCAGGAAGAGCAAUCUCAUUGUACAUCAGAGAAAUCACACAGUAGAGAAAUCCUACGUGUGUAGUGAAUGUGGAAAAGGCUUCACCGUGAAGAGCAUGCUUGUCAUACAUCAGCGAACUCACACAGGAGAGAAACCCUACAUCUGCAGUGAGUGUGGGAAGGGCUUCCCCUUGAAGAGUCGCCUGGUCGUGCACCAGCGAACGCACACUGGGGAGAAGCCUUACAGAUGCGGCGAAUGUGGGAAAGGUUUCAUCGUGAACAGCGGACUGAUGCUACAUCAGCGAACUCACACGGGGGAGAAACCCUACAUAUGCAAUAAAUGUGGCAAAGGUUUUGCCUUUAAGAGCAAUCUUGUGGUACAUCAGCGAACUCACACCGGAGAGAAGCCCUUUAUGUGCAGUGAAUGCGGAAAAGGUUUCUCCAUGAAACGCUAUCUCGUUGUACAUCAGCAGAUUCAUACGGGAGAGAAGUCCUUUAUAUGCAGUGAAUGUGGGAAAGGUUUUGUCUUGGAAAUGGAACUCCUUUUACACCAGCAAGUUCAUACUGGAGAGAAACCUUAUGCAUGCGAUGAAUGUGGGAAAGGCUUCACUGUGAAAAGCCGUCUUGUUGUUCAUCAGCGAACCCAUACGGGAGAGAAACCUUUUGUAUGCAGUGAAUGUGGAAAAGGCUUCACAAUGAAGCGCUAUCUUGUUGUGCAUCAGCGAACCCAUACUGGAGAGAAGCCCUAUUUAUGCAGUGAAUGUGGGAAAGGCUUCACCGUGAAGAGCAAUCUCAUCGUGCAUCAGCGAUCUCACACGGGGGAGAAAUCAUAUAUAUGCAGUGAAUGUGGGAAAGGCUUCACUGUGAAACGCACCCUCAUUAUCCAUCAGCGAACUCACACAGGAGAGAAAUCUUACUUAUGUAACGAAUGUGGAAAGGGCUUCACCACAAAGCGCACUCUCGUCAUACACCAGCGAACUCAUACGGGAGAGAAGCCCUAUGAAUGCAGCGAAUGUGGAAAAGCCUUCAGCCAGAAGAUAUGCCUCGUACAACAUGAGAGGUGUCAUACCGGGAAGACGCCCUUUGUGUGCACUGAGUGUGGAAAGUCCUACUCCCACAAGUAUGGUCUCAUUACCCAUCAGAGAAUUCACACCGGAGAGAAACCCUAUGAGUGCAGUGACUGUGGGAAAGCCUUCACCACGAAGUCAGUACUCAAUGUCCAUCAAAGAACUCACACAGGAGAGAGGCCCUACGGAUGCAGCAACUGUGAGAAAGCCUUCUCCCACUUGUCAAACCUUGUGAAACAUAAGAAAAUGCACGUAAGGGAAACGGGUAGAUUGAGUCAAGGUGGAAGUUCCUUUAACGGAGAGUCACAGCUCGUUACGUGAGUGAACUCAUGCAGAACAAGAGCCCUGUUAAUGGGGAAGUGCCUCCUGUGGCAGCUUAGACUUCAUGGAAACACCGCUGUUUCUAGCAGACCAGAGCGUGAUCGUGGUACUGCGUGUUACCCGACGUGUGCCCUGAGGAGGUGGAAGAAUUCGCCCAGAAGACAAGCCUGGUGAACACAGUGGAUGUGGGAGUGCCUUUAGCGAGCUGACCUCAUGUUUUCUGCCAGUGGUUAAAACAGGUUGGAAAACCGAUACCUUCAAUGCGGAGAUGCCUUGGGCAGACCUUUCUAGAUUCAUUCUGAAAAGUAGACACAGAGACUGAUUCUGUGAAUGCAAAGACUAGGAAAUUCUUCAGUGGGAAGAUAGACUUUAUUAUCAGGGAUCAUCAGUAUCAUCGGUGAGCUCAUUGUUCAUAGAAAUGUGAGUUAAAAAAAAAUGACCGUGGGAAAGUUUUUACCCACGAAGAAGACCUCAGUGAAUGUCACGAUUCACACUGGAGAAAAACUUGUAAGAGGAUAAUACAUAUGGCAGGAUUCAGUGGUACUUUCUUUGUUAUUUGUCAGGAAAUCAUAGAAAUUAAAACUUAAUCAAGUAAAUAAAUAAAUCUAGUUACCCCCAAAAAAAGCUUUAAAAGAAGAUUAAGAGGAGGGAGGGUAUAGCUCAGUGGUAGAGCACGUGCUUAGCAUGCAUAAGGUUCCAUUAAAAAAUAAUUAAAAUAAUAAACUUAAUUAUCUACCCCUGCAAAAAAAAAAAGCAGUUUGCUUUUCUCAGCACUGAUUAGUUUUUAUUGCUGUAUACAACGCAAGAGUGUUUUGUGCCUACCCCCAUAUGUGAUUAGCUUUUACUUUUACUUUAGCUCUAAACACAGUUGUAAAUUUAGCCUACUGAACUACUUUAAAAGGAAACUCAAAAUGAACACAUAUUUGCACGUGCUUAGUUUAUAAAUGUGACAAAAUAUUUUACAAAACCACUUUCAAAGUUAUUUUUAUAAAAUGUAUAAUUUGAAAUCAGUUUAUCUUACAAGAAAAUGCAGUAGUUCAGAGACUUCCCCUAGUAUCCUUUACCCAACUUUCCCCAGUAAAAACAUUUUAUGUAAGCAUAUAAUAUUACUGAAUCCAGGGAAGUGACAUUGGUAGUAUACUAAGUCCCUAACCUCUGGAAUUUGGAUUUCAAUAGAUUUUACAUGAAUUUUUUUCUAAGUUUACAAUUCUAAGAUCCUUUAUUACAUGUAUAGAUUUCAUGUAACCACCACCCCCAGGACAUAAAACUGUUAAUAAUCAACACAGACACCCUCGGGAGGGUGUAGCUCAGGGGUAGAGGGCAUGCCUAGCAUGCAAGGGGUCCGGGGUUCAAUCCCCAGGGCCUACAUUAAAAAUAAAUAAAUAAACCUAAUUAUCUCCCCACCAAAACAAAACAGAAAGCCCACAGACAUCCUCAUCCUACCUUUUUGUGCUCACACCCUCUAUCCAAACCUACCUCUGGCAACCACGUAUGUUUUCCAUGAAUAUAAUCUUGUCAUUUUAUGAAUGUUAUCAAAAUAAUUUUUAUAACUGGGUUUUAUACAUUUUAUAUAAGUAAGUUGUAUUUAUUCAAAUUUAUAAUUUUUAUUAAUAAGGAACAUGUAAGCCUUUUAUGUUUUUGUCACUCAACAGAUUGCUCUUAAGACUUAUUUGAGUUGAAUUGCUUUAUCAGUAUUAGUGAGCAGUAUACAUACUGGAUGUAACUUUAUCCGUUCACUCUUUGAAGAAAUUUGUGUUGUUUCCUGGUUUGAGCUGUUAUAAAUAAAGAUGCUAUAAAUCCUCAUCCAA
Vicugna pacos (alpaca) is the source of this 4688-nucleotide messenger RNA. NCBI's taxonomy places the organism in Eukaryota, Metazoa, Chordata, Mammalia, Artiodactyla, Camelidae. The record is from RefSeq and is a predicted model, not a curated record.